Messenger RNA from Dama dama (fallow deer), 1422 nucleotides. It is a transcript of the gene HS6ST3, whose product is annotated as heparan sulfate 6-O-sulfotransferase 3. Lineage: Eukaryota; Metazoa; Chordata; Mammalia; Artiodactyla; Cervidae. The coding region runs from base 1 to 1422 and encodes 473 amino acids. Gene Ontology annotation, molecular function: heparan sulfate 6-sulfotransferase activity. The transcript is spliced from 2 exons. Gene Ontology annotation, cellular component: membrane. The record is from RefSeq and is a predicted model, not a curated record.
AUGGAUGAAAGGUUCAACAAGUGGCUGCUGACGCCGGUGCUCACUCUCCUCUUCGUGGUCAUCAUGUACCAGUACGUGUCCCCCUCCUGCUCCAGCUCCUGCGCCAACUUCGGGGAGCAGCCCCGCGCCGGAGAGGCCGGCCAGCCGGCCGCCCCGAGUCCCGCCCGCCGGGCACAGGCGCCGCCCGAGGACUGGGAGCGGCGGCCCCAGCUGCCCCCGCCACCCCGGGGGCCGCCCGAGGGGCCUCGGGGGGCCGCGGCGCCGGAGGACGAGGACGAGGAGCCGGGGGACCCCGAGGACGAGGAGGAGGAGGCGGAGGAGGAGGAGGAGGAACCGGACCCCGAGGCCCCCGAGAACGGCUCCUUGCCCCGCUUCGUGCCGCGCUUCAACUUCACCCCGAAGGACCUGACCCGCUUCGUGGAUUUCAACAUCAAGGGGCGCGACGUGAUCGUCUUCCUGCACAUCCAGAAGACCGGGGGCACCACGUUCGGCCGGCACCUGGUGAAGAACAUCCGGCUGGAGCAGCCGUGCAGCUGCAAAGCCGGCCAGAAGAAGUGCACCUGCCACCGGCCCGGCAAGAAGGAGACGUGGCUCUUCUCCCGCUUCUCCACCGGCUGGAGCUGCGGGCUGCACGCCGACUGGACGGAGCUCACCAACUGUGUGCCGGCCAUCAUGGAGAAGAAAGACUGUCCCCGCAACCACAGCCACACCAGGAAUUUCUAUUACAUCACCAUGCUGCGGGAUCCGGUGUCCCGAUACCUGAGCGAGUGGAAACACGUCCAGAGAGGGGCCACGUGGAAAACCUCCCUCCACAUGUGCGACGGGAGGAGCCCCACCCCGGACGAGCUGCCCACCUGCUACCCCGGGGACGACUGGUCCGGGGUCAGCCUGCGGGAGUUCAUGGACUGCACCUACAACCUGGCCAACAACCGCCAGGUGCGCAUGCUGGCCGACCUCAGCCUGGUGGGCUGCUACAACUUGACUUUCAUGAACGAGAGCGAGAGGAAUGCCAUCUUGCUGCAGAGCGCCAAGAGCAACCUCAAGAACAUGGCGUUCUUCGGGCUCACGGAGUUCCAGCGCAAGACGCAGUUCCUCUUUGAGAGGACAUUCAACCUCCAGUUCAUCUCCCCCUUCACGCAGUUCAACAUCACGCGGGCUUCCAACGUGGAGAUCAACGAGGGCGCCCGCCGGCGCAUCGAGGAGCUCAACUUCCUCGAUGUGCAGCUCUACGAGUACGCCAAGGAUCUCUUCCAGCAGCGCUACCACCGCACCAAGCAGCUGCAGCGCCAGAGGGACCGGCAGAGGAGACGCGGGGAGCGCCGGCUGCAGCGAGACCACAGGGGCCACCGCGCGCCCAGGCAGGAGGGGAGCCCCGGGGCGGCCGUCACGGAGGACUACAACAGCCAGGUGGUCAGGUGGUGA